GCGAAUAGCGCGGCCCAGCAUCCAUUGUCGAACACGCGAAUUCCAUAAACACCCUGUGAAAAUGAUCACGUGUAACGUUUUUGGCCUUAAUCAACCGAUAAAUUUGACCUUCAGUGUUGAUUUCGUUUAACGCCGCACGAACUAACCUACAAAUUUUCGCACUUUUAGAUCUACGCGAAACUCCUCUCGUGUUUUUAUAACAGAUCCAUUUUUGGACGCAUUAUCGAUUUCUCGGUUAUAUUUUAGUAUCGCUGGCAACUCGGACAUAAUUAUUUAAGUUCGGAACAAGAAGGCUGUCACCGUUAAAUCGAAGCUGAAGUCCUUUUUUUCGCAGCAGAGAAUAGGAAUCGAAUUUAGCAAAUAUCAGUAUCAACCAUGGCUGGAGAACAACAGCAAUUUUUUCUCAAAUGGAACGAUUUCCAAUCGAAUAUGGUGUCUUCGUUUAAACACCUACGAGACGAGAAGAGCUUCACGGAUGUGACGUUAGCUUGCGAUGGGCAAACUUGUAAAGCUCACAAAAUGGUUUUGUCGGCGUGCAGUCCAUACUUCAAAUCCUUGUUAGAGGAAAAUCCGUCCAAACACCCAAUUAUUAUACUAAAGGAUGUAGCUUACAGUCAUCUACAAGCGAUUCUAGAAUUUAUGUAUGCUGGAGAAGUAAACGUUUCACAGGAUCAACUUCCAGCCUUUUUGAAAACUGCUGAUCGACUUAAAGUCAAAGGACUUGCCGAGGCUCCCGGCGCAAUUAAGAGGGAAGGUUAAAGUCUAUACGUGUCUAGUUAUGAUAUUUUGGAACGUGUGCAGACUGAGAAAAUGAUAUAAAAGUGAUCGCGUAAACGUACACACAUAACAAGUACACGAAUAGCCACCACACAAUUACGCCCAUGUGCACGACACAUUUAAACCUCUGGUUCAUGACUUGGAUCAACACAAAUCGUUGAUGUAAAAAUACAAAAAAAAAAUUAUUCUCAACUUCGAUACGUUAAUGUUGUAUCGGGUAAAUACACCUAAUUAAAGUAGACUGUUGAUGUUUGUCUUGAACCCAGUAAUCUUACACUCUACACUGAUUAUUUUUUUAAACAGACAAACCGCAGAUUUUUAAAAUAACACAGACAAGAAGUGGGUCAUAGUUAAAUACAUACAUGCAGGCUGUUCAGGGUCAUUUUGCGAAUCGAUUGGUUUUCUUCCUCUUUUUUUUUGUCUCUUUUAUUCUGAAAUUUUCUGAUCAAGCCUAGCCCAGCUGACUUUGAAAGACUGAUUUUUCAAAUAAUAUUGCAAGCCUUAUGACAAAUUAUGUCUCAAACCAAGUUUGAAUCACCGAAUCUGUGAUUUUCAUGUCUCGUUUAUGCGUCGAUUCUAAUCUGAUGAAAUUUUUCUAUCAAAAUUUCCGAAAAAAUCCUUCCAGUUUGUAGAUUUCGGACUCUUUUUGAUUUGCAAAAUCCCUAGCCAUCCUUUUGUAGAAUUUCAAGUUUACUGGACGUAACAAGAAGCCGCUCUCAAUUUCCAUUAUAUUUGAACUGACGAACUUUAAAUAAUUCGAGAGUGUGAAAGAAAUUUCGAAUUUUUAUGAACUAUUUCCAGUAAUCUUGACUUUCCCUAACCAAAUACUGCCAGUUUUUAUACCGGCGUAUUGACAUUAUUACCGAUAGACCAAAUUUAUUUAUGAUAAUAAUAUAUUGAGGGUUGGUUGUCCUGAACCAAGGGAAAGAUUAUUGUAACAUAAAAGCGAGCGAACUUUUGUAAAGCUGGAGCGCACAGUUCCUUUUUUUUCUCUCUAUCUCUCUUUUGCGUAUUGAAUUUACGAGUGAUUCCUUGCGGAAAUGGAAAAUCAGGAAAGCAUGAACUGAAAUUUUUAAACUAGAAACAAUACAAUUUUCGAUUAUUCCCAUCCUUAUUAUUUUCAUAUGCCUAUUGUUUAGUCUACACACACAUCAAUUAGGAAAUUUAAUUUUCAUUUAGCGAUUAAUUUUUCAUUGCUAGAUUGAUUCAGACUUUUUUUUUGCGAAUUAUCAUUUUGCAAGCACAAUUAUUGUAAUUAUACUGUUUAUGCAAUAAAUUUUUUGACUAUUUUUUAUUAAAAAUGGAUUUGAGAAAAAAUAUAUAUGUAUAUGGAACUCGUAGAUCUGAUGCACAGGGUGAAUGAAAAGUGGGUUAGAAAAAAAUAAAAAUAAAAUGUUACUGUUUUGAUGCUCCGUGUGCGAUUCAAGUCUCCAUAAUGAUGUUUGUUACGUACGAAAUAUAAUUGUACAAAAUAAUCGCAUACAAGUAUUGCGUAAAAUUCGAUUUUGAUUGUCACGUUUAUCAAAUUUCUUCUUGUAUUUUGUGAGCAAAAUGUGUGUUUCAAAUCUUGCAAUUAUUGUCUACAAGUAUAAAGUAAGAGUCAAAAAAAAAAAAAAUGCUAACGAAAAUUGUGAGCACGGAGAAAAGUAAAUUGUUGUAUGCAAUAAUUAUUAUUAAGAGUAAUUGUUAUUAGCAAUAUUUACGGCAGUUUCUGUACUCGACACUUCAUUUUUCUCCGAUGGACGAUUCCAGGUGUCGCAAAGUGUGAAUCUGUUACGAGUACGUUCUUUUAGAAUAGGAAACAAAAGAAAAUGGCAAAUGAUCCCUCAGACCAAAACAAGUUUGUAACAUGUUAUAAAGCCUUCUCCACAUAUUCUGUUUUCUGUAUAUUGUGAAACUUGGGAAUGCCUUUUUUUAAUACUUUAGGAUCCAGUAAAGGAUUGUUUUCGCAUUAAACGCAGAUAAAUGGAUUUAAGUGAAAAAUGUCGUAAUUUAUCCUCCAUUUAUUGUAAGUACAGGAAUCUUCUUUUCCCUAUUAGACUUACUUUUACUAUUGACAUGACUCAUUGAGGAUUAUGAUAUGAAGAUGUUGAGAUAUAAAAUAAAUUGUGUAAAUAUA
This is a messenger RNA of Belonocnema kinseyi, 2896 nucleotides long. RefSeq names its product longitudinals lacking protein-like (gene lolal). Gene Ontology annotation, molecular function: protein binding. Gene Ontology annotation, cellular component: nucleus. The record is from RefSeq and is a predicted model, not a curated record. Gene Ontology annotation, biological process: regulation of transcription by RNA polymerase II. NCBI's taxonomy places the organism in Eukaryota, Metazoa, Arthropoda, Insecta, Hymenoptera, Cynipidae. The transcript is spliced from 4 exons. The coding region runs from base 376 to 759 and encodes 127 amino acids.